Sordaria macrospora k-hell is the source of this 1284-nucleotide messenger RNA. RefSeq lists its product as uncharacterized. Gene Ontology annotation, molecular function: rRNA primary transcript binding. The record is from RefSeq and is a predicted model, not a curated record. Lineage: Eukaryota; Fungi; Ascomycota; Sordariomycetes; Sordariales; Sordariaceae. Gene Ontology annotation, cellular component: preribosome, large subunit precursor; nucleolus. Gene Ontology annotation, biological process: maturation of LSU-rRNA; maturation of 5.8S rRNA.
AUGCCUGCCGGUAACAAGGGCAAACACCGCUCCGGCGGCUCGCUGUCGCUCAAGACCUCCAACAAGAUCGUCAGAAAGCAAUUAUACGUCAAGCAAAAGAAGGAGCAGGGAAAGGAACGCCAUGAGGAGCGUCACCGUCGGAGGAAGGAGGAGGCCAAGGAUCCCAAGCUCAGAGAAGAACGUCUCGCAACCAACCAACCCUUGACCAUUGAGAGGAAACGUGUGUGGGACGAUGUCGACGAUGACAGCUUGGGCGUCGCUGUGGAUGUUGCCGAGCUCAAGAGGAGGCGCUUGGAGAAGGAGGAGGCCGAGGCCGCCAGGGUAGCCGAUGGCCUUCCGGCAGAGGAAGAGGAGAAGGACGAUGAUGCCGAUUCCAUGUUGGACUCCGACGAGGAGCUCGAAGACGACGAUGAAGAUGCCGAGGAGCGCAUGGAGAGGCUCAGACAGGAGCGCGCGCAGAGGAAACCCAGCAUCGCUCCCUCGACGACGUCGACAAAUUUAGACAUGACUCCCGACUCGCUCACACGACAAUUCCCCAAUCUCUUCAACGAAGAACCUCCAGUCGACCCCAAGGUUCUUGUCACCACCCAUCUGAACGGCACAAUUCACAAGGAGGCGGAGGAUAUUGCUGCCAUCUUCCCCAAUAGCACGUACAUCAGACGCAGUGCGCAUGCUUAUGGACACAAGUACAGUGUUCGCGAGAUUGCAAAGUUCGCCAAGAACCGCGGAUACACGAUUCUUAUGAUUGUCGGCGAAGAUCUCAAGAAGCCAAGCUCGCUCACCAUUAUCCAUCUCAACGGCGAAGAUGUUGCCCCCGGUCCUUCAUUGACGUACACCAUCCGCAAUUACCUACCUGGAAAGGCCCUUCUCGGUCAUGGCAACCCUACAAACCACUAUCCCGAGCUCCUUCUCAACGGUUUCAAGACCCCUCUCGGUAUCCUCGCCGCCAAGUCGAUGCACACCAUGUUUCCUCCCAAGCCCGAGCUUCAAGGCCGCCAGGUCGUCACGCUGCACAACCAGCGUGAUUAUAUCUUCUUCCGCCGCCACCGUUACGUCUUCCGUGAGGCGCGCGCGACGGAGAAGAACGUGGUUACUGCGGAGGGCAAGGAAAUGGAGGGUAUGCAGGGUAUCCGCGCUGGUUUGCAGGAGAUUGGACCCAGAUUCACUCUCAAGCUCCGCAGAGUGGACAAGGGUAUCGGCCGCGCUGGCAGCGAAGGAGAGGAUGCUCUGAAGUGGGAGUGGAAGGCCAAGAUGGAGAAGGUCCGCACGCGCUUCAACCUCUAA